AGUACGUUACAGUACUAGUCAUUGCCCACGCUGAAUGUUAACGUGGUACAGUGACUUUGCCCAUCUUUCAAUUUCGGGUUUUAGGAUUUUUCAGGCAGAAAUUCUCCACAACUUGCUCGAAAGGAUUGAAAUGUUACAGUUUAGGUUUUCGGCAGUGCUGAAGGAGUUGUUUCAAUCCAACCUAAAGCGCCCUUUGACAGGUAUUACAAGAAAUAAAACGUCGUUACCAAUCCACUACUGCUCCAGCAACGCCUCUCUUGAUGUCCAAGUUAGCUUCAAAUUGAAGCUUCUCCAUGCCGGUGUCCACCGCCCUUUGCUUUGCGCCGCACCUGGGACCCGGACCUACUGCACGAAGACCGAAGGUGCUGCUAUACCUGUGACCGAAAGUGCUAUACCGGUGACCGACCAGGAGAAGAAAGAUGAGACUGCCACAGAAGCAGCGACGGAGAAGAGAAGGAAGGCAGGCAUCCUGCCCAGUCUGGAGGACCUGCUCUUCUACACCAUCGCAGAGGGCCAGGAGAAGAUCCCCGUCCAUAAAUUUCUCACAGCACUAAAGGCCACAGGACUACGCACAGGAGAUCCCCGGCUGAAGGAAUGCAUGGACACCCUUAAAGUAACCCUGAAGAACACCUCGGACGGAGUCAUGCUGGACAGACACCUCUUCAAGAAAUGUGUCCAGAGCAACAUAGUCUUGCUCACCCAGGCCUUCCGCAAGAAGUUUGUCAUCCCCGACUUCCAGUCCUUCUCUUCUCACAUCGACGAGCUCUACGAGAGUGCCAAAAAUCUGACCGAAGGCCAGGUUGCAGACUACAUUCCCCAGCUUGCCAAAUUUAGCCCAGACCUGUGGGCCGUGUCUCUGUGUACAGUGGAUGGACAAAGACACACGGUAGGCGACACCAAGGUCCCCUUCUGCCUGCAGUCGUGUGUGAAGCCGCUGAAGUACGCCAUCGCGGUGCACGACCACGGCACCGAGUACGUGCACCGCUUCAUCGGGAAGGAGCCCAGCGGCCUGCGCUUCAACAAGCUCUUCCUGGACGAGGACGAUAAGCCCCACAACCCCAUGGUGAACGCCGGCGCUAUUGUUUGCACCUCACUGAUAAAGCAGGGCGCGAGCAAUGCUGAGAAGUUUGACUAUGUCAUGAACUUCCUGAAUAAGAUGGCAGGAAAUGAGUAUGUAGGCUUCAGCAACGCCACAUUCCAGUCGGAGCGUGAGUCAGGAGACAGGAAUUUCGCUAUCGGCUAUUACCUGAAAGAAAAGAAGUGCUUUCCUGAGGGGACAGACAUGACGUCCAUUCUGGAUUUCUACUUCCAGCUAUGCUCCAUCGAGGUGACCUGCGAGAGCGCCAGCGUCAUGGCGGCCACCCUGGCCAACGGCGGCUUCUGUCCAAUCACGGGCGAGCGCGUGCUGAGCCCGGAGGCAGUGCGUGACACGCUGAGCCUCAUGCACUCCUGCGGCAUGUACGACUUCUCUGGCCAGUUCGCCUUCCACGUGGGCUUGCCAGCCAAGUCGGGCGUGGCGGGGGGCAUCCUUCUGGUGGUGCCCAAUGUCAUGGGCAUCAUGUGCUGGUCUCCUCCGCUGGACAAGCUGGGCAACAGUGUCAGAGGCAUUCAGUUCUGCACGGACCUGGUGUCUCUCUUUAACUUCCACAACUACGACAACCUGAGGCACUUUGCCAAGAAGCACGAUCCUCGCAGGGAGGGAGGCGACCAGAGGCAGUUUACCUUCGGACCAAUGGAUUACGAGAGCCUUCAGCAAGAGCUAGCUCUCAAAGACUCUCUGUGGAAAAAGGUGGUGCCCACUGAUUGCCACGAGGACAGCUCCACCACUGUAGUCUAUAGGAUGGAGAGUGUCGGGGAGCGCAACUAGGACCCACUCUCUUUUCCCUUCCUCCCACCUUCUCCUGUCCCCUUUCUACACCCAUAUAUGACUUCAUAUAUUUAUAUAAAUUAUCAAGAGGAUUAUUUAUUUCUAGAAUUUUUUUUUUUUUUUUUUUUUUACAUAAUGUAAUGUCACAUUAUGUACUGGUGAUGAAUGAUAAUUGAUCCUACCUGGGUUACUGUACCUUUUCUUUUUUUUCUGUGUCUCUGUGGCUGCAAUCCAAACGCUUAACAGACACACCCUCAGCCCUCAAAUGAAGUGGACACUUCUGAUGAUAUAUCAUGAUGUCUGACAAGUUGACACUUGCAGGGCGAGUUAGGAAGGAAUGAUUUAUAAAUGGACCGCCCUUGCCCGGAAAUUCGUCACUCGUUCAUCCCGCAACGAUUGUGUUUUCAUUCACCGGUAGCUUGUGCGUGCUUUAUAUGCGCUCCAGUCAAUUAUGAGUGCAUGUCUACUUAUAUUAACUACAUAAUUAUUAAUAUAUGCCUACUGUAUCAUAGCUAGAAAAUGAAUUAGCUAACUAACCUGUCUAGCUGGAACUUCUGAAGAAGGGGAAUGUUUUAUUUCUACAAUUUCCAAAAGCUAACCAAACAAAAACAUCAUUACUUUUACGAGACGUGUUUGUGUAGCACAAUUUGUAACUUCUUUACCUUCGUUUUUACUUACACUUGUAUGUUGACUCCAUAUUGACGUUGAGGUUUUAAGUUUUGGCUGACUUUUCUUAGCGGAUGUACAAUCAUUGCGAAUUGAAUUAUGGGGUGUUUCAGGCCCCGACGCGAACAUAAUUGUACACUCGCAAACUCUAUGAAAAACGAGGGCUGAGGGGCUUACGUUGCAAACUUCCCUUGCUUGGCUAAUCAUUUGGACCAACGACAAAUAUGGCUGUGGGGAUUCCCCCAAAGGAAUAAGGCGAGGGUAAGUGGAAGAGGGUGUGUCUUUUAUGAGUUUGAAAUGCAUCCCUUGUGUUUUUGGGGUCCCUGCAGAGCUGAGGGAAGCCCUUCCAGCUGCCUGUCUAGAAUGUCAGACUUUAGGGGCCUGAAGGGAUUGCCUGGCUCAGAUUGAGGCUUUGCAAGUAGACUUGAUCCAUCAUUUCAUGUGUGCUUCAAUAUCUACUGACAGGUUUGAAGUCCUGUAUCUGUCGAACAUGCCAGUGUGGGUAUUAGGCCCAUUGUAAUGUGUUUGUUAACCAAAGCGAGGGAGGUUUUCUCAAACCAAAAGCCAAGGGAAGAUGUGGAGUGUUGUGCUUUGACACAUAUAAAUAUAAUGUAUCUCAUUGUAUUUAUAUGCGUUGACAGGCUCUUGAGGUUACUACAAGCUUAACUCUGUUGAUCUAUGUGUGUGGGUGAAGUGGGAUUUUUGAAGUAGAGGACACCUUUUGGUAACAGGAUAUCCUUGCCGGUCCCUCCCGUUUUUUUUAAAUUUUCUUUUGGUCUUCAUUUUUUGAAAACAAGGAACAGUAGCCUUCCUUUGCUUAUAGUAGCUAGCUGGCUUUAACCUGGCUAAAAACAUAGCAAGCUAGCUAGUCUUUUUAGCUCCCCACAUCUCCAUGUGAAAUAAUCAGAUUUAUCAUUUAGAAAUAUGCCCUGGCAAAUGUUCUUCUACUUGCUGGUGUAACCUAAAACAUGAUCCCAGUUUGAUAUACUGCUUGUGUAUUCAUUCCCAUAUCAGUUAAAAAUAGAACAGAAAAAAUCACAUGGCUAGCAAGUUGGCUACAGCAGGUUCUACCAUUUCACAGUAGCCUGGAAUCACUAGUUACUAUUUCUAAACAAAAUAAUGUUUUGAGUGGAUUCAGUUGCUGAGAUCAUAUUUGGUUAUCAAUGCAAAAUAGUCUACUUUGAUGAAUUGCCUAUAUAUAUAUCAGAUCAAGGAACCAAGCAAUAAUACUGCCCCCACGGCUGCAGAAGUAAUGAUACUGCAUGUCUCAAUUUUCAGGUAGUAAAACAGUCCGCCCCUUUUGUGAUGAAAAAACGACAUUGCAACACUCCGAUAUUUUCGUCUGCAUAGAGCUUGUAGUAUGCUUUUAGAAGAGCAAACUGAGAUUAUAACGAUAAGGCACUUAUCAGGCGUGACACGGAGACGAUAUCAGUCGGACCAUUCAAACUUGCAUACCAGUGCUUUACCUUUCACAUACCCGCAACGCAUCUCACAUGAGCCGAUUUCUCAACUGCUGUUGAGUGGACCGAAGCUUUUCAUCAAGGUCGUGAAAGGUGAUUCAUUCCACCCCCUUUUGUGUGCACCUUUUUGUAUUUGAGUGGUGUGUGUACCGUGUCGAUCUAAGCUGUGACGCAUGCUGAGGGGACAUUGACCCUGGCUCAGACAGACAAGACACUGCACAAACCUUUAGUUUUCAUGACAUAACCUAGUGGAAUCCUGCUGGAUCUAUUCCAUAGGCAGUUGCAGUAUGUAUAUGUCAGAUGGCAUAUCAUGGUUAUAUAGGUCAUACGUAUAUGUAUUGUACAAGUCAGUAUACCAUUGAAAGUGUGAUCACACAUUAUUACCAAUUAUAUUUAAUCUGUAUUAUUACUGUGAAUUACGCUUAGCUACCCUUAAAGAGGAAGAGGAAACCAGUCCUCUUAUCUAUACUGUAGCUUAAGAAUGCAUCAUGUUUAUUUCCAUAUGCACUGUACAGUAUCUACAGUUUUCCCAAAGACUGUAUUUGCCUGACGUGUGUUUUGGGAUGAUUGUUAUCUUGCAGUAAGCUUGAUGAAGCUCAACAGCAGCGCAGAACGGCAAGGGAAUCAACUUAUUUCACAAACGUUGGCCACAUUUGCACAUGUACGUCAACCAAGGCCAUGGGUGUCCUGCUGCUGGGGCUGUUUUUCUUUCAAUGUUUUUAUCCAAUCAUGCUUGAAACUGAGCUGUUGAAUUGGUAUACACUGUAUGUUACGCAUGGCUUCGUCAUGAAUGUGCUCUUCUCGUGGGUCCAUAUAAGUCUAUGGGUCCCAUACUGGUCAAGGUUGGGGUCAAUUUGAAUUGAAGUCAAUUCAGGAAGUGCUUUAAAUGUAAAAUUCAUAAAUGGAAAGAAUUUUGAAAGAUACAUGGCUUCUCCCUUUCAGUUUGUUGACAAGUUAUUGAACGUAGAUGCCCUGUUUUUCAAUUAUUGAAUUAGAAUUUAUUAAUUUAAUUGGAAUUACUGACUUGACCCCACCCUAUCCCAUAUACUUUUAGUUAGUUUUUAGCUUCUUUUAGUAUCAGACUUACUUCAAAUAUAUUUUUGUUGUUUUGUCAUGUCUGUAUGCUUGGACUUCAUUUAAAAUUGUGAUUUGGAACUAGGACUACUAUUUCACUAAGGAUGUUUUUUUUUUAAGUGUAGGCCUUUGAGAUGUCAGUCAGUGUGUGGUGCAAAGCAUUACAAGUCUCUGUCACUGUGGAGUGAAGCUAGCUGUAGCUAGCCUAGCAGCUAACGUUAACUUGCUUGCUAAUGCUAAUUUACCAAAUAAUCAGUUCUGUUAAAUCAAUCCUAUUUAUUUGUACUGAAAUUGUAUCUUUUUUUCUGCUACUCGUAUUUUCUGAAACACGUUUGAGUGGGUUUUCUAGUGUCUUGCCCAUGUUGACAUAAUAUGGAGAAUGCAGGGGCUGAAAGCUUGCAAGACUUAGGAGUUAGGUUGACGUUAGAGGCUACAGGAAGAAGUUAUGGGGCUUACUGAACCUUUCUACUCUACUGCAAAAUGUGUCUAAUAACCCCAAUCAAAUUUUACACAAGGGUUUUUUUGAAUGCCAUACCAGUAUUUUCAUUACAAUUUAUGAUUUUUAUGAUUUCACAGCAACAUGUUUAAUGUUUCCCACAAUGUCAUUAUUUUACUAUUUCUUUCAAAUGGCAUAUUUUUGUAUGAUUUAAUAAAUGUGUUUGAAUCCCACAUUGAUAUUUUAAAGUU
Salvelinus namaycush (lake trout) is the source of this 5754-nucleotide messenger RNA. RefSeq names its product glutaminase kidney isoform, mitochondrial-like. The record is from RefSeq and is a predicted model, not a curated record. Lineage: Eukaryota; Metazoa; Chordata; Actinopteri; Salmoniformes; Salmonidae. The transcript has 15 exons. The coding region runs from base 35 to 1867 and encodes 610 amino acids. Gene Ontology annotation, biological process: L-glutamine catabolic process. Gene Ontology annotation, molecular function: protein binding; glutaminase activity.